AUGAUUUCAAAUUCACUGUCGGAGAAUGUUGCUGGCUUUGUAGCUCAUAAAGUCCAUCAAACGUUCAAAUUAAAUCCGAAUCUCACUCAAAAAAAGGAUUCCUUGACUCUUGUGAAGAAUAUCAUGAUGAAUGUUAUAAAAAACUUUUUUGAUGAAAAGUAUCGGAAAAUCAAAAUGUCCAAUCAAAAGUUUUCCGAAAAGGUAGUAAAUGUACCUGGAGCUUUUGAUUUAUUGCUGCAUUCAGGAUUUAGAACGGAUGGAGAGAACGCUUAUUUGCCAAGUGAUGUGAAAGUGGAAGUAUUGGACUUUGUAAUUUCAAUAAUUGAAGGUUAUGAGCAAGGAAAAUUUGUAGUGAGCACUGAAAGGAGCUCAGUACUCAACUCAGUGGAAUCUACACUCAAGUUGAAUGAUUUGAUUAAUGCAUCUGAAAAGUUAAAGAGCGAUCCAUCGAAUUUGGAAUACCGAUUGGCAUAUGCAAAAGCAGCUGAAGAUGUCAAGCAGGCAGACCUCUAUGACCAUUGUAUUCAAAUGCUGACAGAAUCUAUUGAAAAUAUUGUAUCGAACAAAAUACGCGAUGAUUUAUCCAUGUACAAAUUAUAUUAUCGAAUUGCAUCACUACAUUACUCGAAAGGAAAUUUGGACACAAGCUUGGAAAAUGUCAAGUUAUGCGAGCAAUUGAUGGCACAAUGUAAUGACUUGGUAUUUGGUGAUAAUGACUAUGGUUUACUACAUCAUUUAUGUGCUUGCAUUUAUGCGACAAAGAAACAAAUUCCUGAAGCUGUUGCCGAGUUUGAUAAGGCCUUGAAAUACAAUUAUGAAUUAAGGGAUAAUACUUUGAGACAGAAGGGAAAUACCUUGGCAACGCACUAUCUUGACACUUUCAUGAAAGAUAAUACCAACUUUGAGGAGUGUGUGCAAGGUCUGCUCCAUUUAUUGAACACUGACUGUCCAGAGCAUGAAUCAAUUUUACUUGUACUGGGAAUCAUUCAUCAAAGAAACGGUAGUGUUGAAGGUGCUAUUAAGUACUACAACGAGCUUUUGGAAAGGCCUGACAGAGAUGUAGAUGGUGUCAUGCAAUCCAAGGUAAGUUAA
Naegleria lovaniensis is the source of this 1092-nucleotide messenger RNA. RefSeq lists its product as uncharacterized. The record is from RefSeq and is a predicted model, not a curated record. The transcript is spliced from 2 exons. NCBI's taxonomy places the organism in Eukaryota, Heterolobosea, Eutetramitea, Acrasida, Naegleriidae. Gene Ontology annotation, molecular function: protein binding. The coding region runs from base 1 to 1092 and encodes 363 amino acids.